GUUCAAAGAAAAGAAGAAUUCCAAAGGAGAGGUGGAAAGAUAUAAAGCAAGCUCAUGGCUAAAGGCUACAAGCAGCAACAUGGCGUCGACUAUGAAGAGGUUUUUGCACCGGUAGCUCGUCUGGAGAUGGUAAGGUUGAUACUUUCUCUAGCAGCUGAAAACAAGUGGAAGAUUUUCCAAAUGGAUGUCAAGUCAACCUUCCUAAAUGGCUCUAUUGAAGAAGAGGUGUAUGUUCAACAACCUCUCAACUAUGUUGUAAAGGGUGAAGAGAACAAGGUGCUUAAACUGAAGAAAGCUUUCUAUGGCUUGAAACAAGCUCCAAGAGCUUGGAAUUGCAGAAUUGAUAGAUACUUUCAAGAGAAUGGCUUUGUCAAGUGCCCUUAUGGAUAUGCCCUCUACAUAAAGGUGAGCAUUGGUGGAAUUUUAAUUGUUUGCCUAUAUGUAGAUGAUCUAAUCUUUACAGGUAAUAAUCCGAGGAUGUUUGAAGAAUUCAAAAGGGCAAUGAGCAAUGAAUUUGAAAUGACAGACAUGGGACUCAUGUCCUAUUAUCUUGACAUAGAAGUGAAACAGAUGGAGGAAGGCAUCUUCAUUUCACAAGAAAAUUAUGCGAGGGAGGUGCUUAAAAAGUUCAACAUGAGCAAUUGUAAACCAGUAAAUACUCUAGUUGCCUGUGGUAUCAAGUUGUUCAAGUUUGAAGAAGGUGAAAGUGUGGAUGCAACUCUUUUUUAGAGUUUAGUUGGAAGUUUGAGAUAUUUAACUUGCACAAGACCUGAUAUUUGGUUUGGAGUUGGGCUGGUUAGUCGAUAUUUGGAGGCUCCUACAACAGUCCAUGAUGAGCUAAUUCCACUCUAGCGAGUAUACUAAUCCAUUCAAGUAAUAUGAUGAUAAAAAUAGAGUAUCGUCUUACAA
Messenger RNA from Rubroshorea leprosula, 909 nucleotides. NCBI's taxonomy places the organism in Eukaryota, Viridiplantae, Streptophyta, Magnoliopsida, Malvales, Dipterocarpaceae. The record is from the annotation of a GenBank genome assembly.